Malassezia japonica is the source of this 762-nucleotide messenger RNA. RefSeq names its product U2 snRNP complex subunit (gene LEA1). Bases 1 to 762 code for a protein of 253 amino acids. Gene Ontology annotation, biological process: mRNA splicing, via spliceosome. The transcript has a single exon. Gene Ontology annotation, molecular function: U2 snRNA binding. Lineage: Eukaryota; Fungi; Basidiomycota; Malasseziomycetes; Malasseziales; Malasseziaceae. Gene Ontology annotation, cellular component: U2 snRNP. The record is from RefSeq and is a predicted model, not a curated record.
AUGAAGCUCACCGCGGAGCUGCUCAAGCAGAGCGACUCGGCGCUGAACCCGCUCAAAGAGCGCGAGCUGGACUUGCGUGGACUAAAGAUUGUCGUGCUUGAAAACCUCGGUGUGACGCGCGACCAAAACGACGCGCUCGAUUUUACCGAUAAUGAAAUCAAGUACGUGGGGAACCUCCCGCGCCUGGUGCGCCUCAAGCACCUGAUCCUCUCGAAUAACCUCGUGUCGCGCAUCGACGAGAAUGUCGCGCGGUCUCUGCCGUUUCUGCAUACACUUGUGCUGACGAACAACGCGCUCCAGGACCUCCGCCAGGUCGUGCCGCUGCGCAAGCUCCGGCACCUCGAGUACCUCUCGCUCAUGGGGAACCCUAUCACGCGCGAGAAGCACUACCGCGAGUUUGUGAUCUGGCGCGUGCCGAGCGUGCGCGUGCUCGACUACAAACGUGUUACGGACAAGGUGCGUUUUUUCUUUUUUUUAUUGACCCAGGAACGCGACCAUGCCCGCCGGCUUAUGGAGACGCCCGAGGGACGCCCGUCGGAGCUUGCCGUGCGCCUCUCGGGCUCCGAUGCACCGGCCGCACCAAGCACCAAGUCGCACUCAUUCGAGCCGGGCGCGCCAGUCGCCGGCGCCGCCGGCCGCCUUCUCUCGGCCAAGGAGCGCCAGGCGAUCCACGAUGCGAUUGAAAAGAGCGAGUCGCUCGAUGAGAUUCGCAAGCUCGAAGAGCGCCUAAAGCUUGGCUACGUCCCCGACGCCGACGCGUAG